Messenger RNA from Theileria parva strain Muguga, 827 nucleotides. RefSeq names its product Ribosomal prokaryotic L21 family protein (gene rpl21). Gene Ontology annotation, molecular function: structural constituent of ribosome; RNA binding. Gene Ontology annotation, cellular component: mitochondrial large ribosomal subunit; ribosome. The record is from RefSeq and is a predicted model, not a curated record. Bases 95 to 808 code for a protein of 237 amino acids. The transcript has a single exon. Lineage: Eukaryota; Apicomplexa; Aconoidasida; Piroplasmida; Theileriidae. Gene Ontology annotation, biological process: translation.
AUUUUUUGCUAAAACUUUUUAUUGAUAUUUUGUGUAUAAUGUUAUGUGUUAUUGUAUACUACUUUAGUGCCUUGCACAGCUUAAAUAUAAAGUAAUGUUAAUUGAUUUUUUAAUAACUGGUGGUGUACUAUGUGUUUACUGUUUCUCUCUGGUUUCUAAUAACUUGCAUAUGCCUGAGAUUCUUUCUUCCGAUCAGUUGGACAGGUAUAAAAGGGUUUCUCCUGCAGUUGAGAAACUUGCCAGCCUAGACGACGGCCGUGAUAGGUCUGGCUGCUAUGCUAUCGCACUAAUUUCAGGGAAUCCAAGGUGGAUUGAAAAGGGCCGUUACUAUGACGUGUAUCGCAUUCAUCAGCAAGUUGGUAAACGGGUUUACCUUAACAGGAUUGAGUUUUUUCAUUCUGAGCAGGGCUGGUUCGUCAACGGUGAGCCUUACUUACAGAACAUUAGGGCUGUUGCCACUAUCCUGAAGCACUUUAGGAGUCCUAAAAUGAGGACUGUCAAGUUCAGGUCAAAGAAGCACUACAAGCGUACAAUCGGACACCGUCAGGAGAUGACUAGAAUUUUAAUUGACGACUUUGACGUCUUGAGGAGUGACAUGAAUGUCUUCACUCAUGACCCUGUUAACUUUCCUCUUCUGAAAAUGCAGCUACUUAGGUACCCGAGUCUCGAGCUUAAGAAGAUGAAACACAACACUGUUAGGGGAAUGACGAAGGAUGAAAUUGGUUUAAUUGGCGAGAAUCCACUCGACCACUUCGACCCAGUUUACAACAAACUCGUUAUUCAGCAACAAUAUAAUAAUUUUAUAUAAUUUUUAUUCCAACCUUUAU